This is a messenger RNA of Solanum lycopersicum (tomato), 2331 nucleotides long. Its product is annotated as receptor-like protein 33. Lineage: Eukaryota; Viridiplantae; Streptophyta; Magnoliopsida; Solanales; Solanaceae. Gene Ontology annotation, molecular function: protein binding. The record is from RefSeq and is a predicted model, not a curated record.
AUGUUAACGGGUUAUGUUAUUGGUCUAGACCUUAGUUGUAGUUUCCUUCGUGGAACUAUUCAUCCCAACAGCAGCCUCUUCCAACUCUAUCAUCUUCAAUCACUAAACCUUGCUCGCAAUGACUUCAAUUGGUCUUCAUUUCCAAAUGAUAUUGGCCGCUUGAGGAACUUAAAAUAUUUGAAUCUCAGGGAAUGUGACUUCUCUGGUUCCAUUCCUGAUUCCAUUGGGAAUCUCACACAGAUGAGGCAGUUGGAUUUUGGUGAUAAUCAUUUCACCGGGCACAUUCCUUCAACAAUCUCUAAAUUGAAGCAACUCAUACUUUUAGAUCUUUGGUCUAACUCCCUUGGAGGUGAAAUUCCGGAUAUAUUCUCAAACUUCCAAGUGCUAGCUGAUUUGGUUCUUUCUAAUAAUAGAUUUACCGGUUCAUUUCCUCCAUCCAUUUUAAGCUUGACAUGUCUUCAAAGAUUAGACUUGUCGAGUAAUUCUCUAUCGGGUCCACUACCUAGCAGUACGAGCAUGCUCCAGAAGCUAUCUGAUCUGAAUUUGUCUAACAACUCGUUGAAUGGCACAGUACCGUCUUGGGUUUUUAGCAUCCCUUUGGUAAAUCCGUUGAAGCUCCAUCAUAAUCAAUUAAGUGGAGUAGCGGAUGAGCUCAAAAUGAACCCAACAUUAAAGGAUUUGGAUUUAAGUCAUAAUCAGCUCAGUGGUCCUGUUCCUCCAUCACUUGCAAAUCUCAUAAACCUAGCCACACUUGACCUUUCAUCAAAUAACAUCACCGAUGAUUUAGGAAUAGAAUUCUUUUCGACCAUGCAAAGACUCGACUAUAUUGAUCUUUCCUACAAUCAUAUUUCAUGGAGGAAAAGUAUUAAAGGUAGCAAACUCACUCUUCCUUACCUAGAAGUUUUGUUGUUUUCAUCUUGUGAACUAAAAGAUUUUCCACACUUCUUGAGAGGUAUAAAGACCAUACGCGUCUUAGAUCUUUCUAAUAAUAAGAUUCAUGGCACAAUCCCUAACUGGUUUAGUAACAUGAAAUGGGACUCAUUGUCUCACCUAAACAUUUCACAUAAUUCACUUACAGGACACCUAGAACAACUACAUUUCUAUAAUCUAAACUCUCUUGAUCUUAAGUUUAACUUUCUUCAAGGUCCACUGCCUUCAUCCAUUUGUAAAAUGAGUAGCCUUAGCUUUCUAGAUUUAUCACACAACUACUUUACUGACUCGGUUCCACAUUGCUUGGGAAACAUGGAUAGUCUAUUUGUGCUGGACUUGAGAAGCAAUAGUUUCAGAGGGAGUCUUCCAACGUUAUGUAGUCGGACCACUUCACAUUUGAGAACCAUUGUCUUGAAUGGUAAUCAAUUUGAAGGACCUGUCCCGAUGUCGUUGCUCAACUGUAAUUCCUUAGAAAUCCUUGAUGUAGGAAAUAACAGUAUAAAUGGUACAUUUCCAACUUGGUUAGGAUCUCUUCAACAACUGCAGGUCCUUAUAUUAAAGUCAAACAAGUUUUACGGACCUAUAAGUGCCUGUCAGACUGAAUUUUGCUUUCCCAUGUUACGGAUCCUUGAUGUUUCUCGUAACGAAUUCAAUGGUUCAUUGCUUCCACAAGUUUUUAGAAACUUCAGAGCAAUGAUCAAAUUAGAUGACACGAACAAAGGUACGAUCAAAUAUAUGGAACCACAUCUUGACGUGAACAUAAGGUAUAUAGAUUCAGUGAAGUUGGUGAUCAAAGGCCAGGAUAUUGAUCUAGAAAGAAUCACCACAAUCAUGACAGUCAUAGAUCUCUCAAGCAACCAUUUUGAUGGCGUGAUUCCCAAAGCGUUAAAAGAUCUUAGCUCACUUUGGCUACUCAAUUUAUCCCAUAAUGAUCUCAGAGGAGAUAUUCCAACGGAACUGGGACAAAUGAAUACGCUUGAAGCUUUAGAUCUAUCAUGGAACUGGCUCACUGGAAAGAUUCCAAGGGAACUGACUAGACUAGAAUUCCUGGCAGUCUUCAACCUGUCUCAGAAUGUUCUCGUUGGACCGAUUCCUCAAGGUUCACAGUUCAACACAUUUUCAAAUGACUCGUAUGGUGGCAACCUUGAUUUAUGUGGUCCUCCUUUAUCAAAGAAAUGUGGGAUGAGUGAUGCAUCACAUGUUCCUCAACCAUUGGAGUCCGAAGAAGAAGAUGAUGAGUCAUAUUUCGCUAGUGGAUUUACGUGGGAAUCAGUGGUCAUAGGUUACAGUUGUGGAUUAGUUGUUGGAACUGUCAUGUUUAAAUCUAGUAAACCAAAAUGGUUUCUUGAAGGGAUCAUUCCGCUCAAAAACAGAAGGCGAAAGAAGAGAGGUUUGAGAUGA